This is a messenger RNA of Apodemus sylvaticus (European woodmouse), 2149 nucleotides long. Its product is annotated as keratin, type I cuticular Ha6. Gene Ontology annotation, molecular function: structural molecule activity. The record is from RefSeq and is a predicted model, not a curated record. Bases 509 to 1930 code for a protein of 473 amino acids. The transcript has 8 exons. NCBI's taxonomy places the organism in Eukaryota, Metazoa, Chordata, Mammalia, Rodentia, Muridae.
UUGAAACUAAUGUCCUAAUUUCUAAUUUAUCAAGCCCCCUUUGGGAAAGCUUUCACAAUUCUGUGACUGGCAGGAGAGCCAUUCACCUGCUGGUAAGGCCGAGGCUCAGAGGCAGUGAGCAGCUAGGACCACUGUGUUGUCUAAAAUUUUUUGGUACAGUGAAGUCUCCAGAUAUUUUAGCCAUAGAUGUCAUUUUAGCCUGGGAAUGCUGGGAUGUCUGCUUGGUGUUCAGUGAUAUUGACUUCUGAAGAAGCCCUUCUCAGGAACAGCCUGGAGAGGUGGGCCAACACUGCUACUGCUUAUAGAGUGGAAGGAAAGAAAUUCUGAUGGAUGGCAAAAAUGACAUUGUAAUGAGAUGGACUUUCUGGGCUCAGACAGGGCUUUCCCAAGAGCUAAAGCCUUGGAAUAUGCCAACACCCCAUGAAGAUUGUAUAUAAGCACUCCAGGGAGGCCUGGAGAAUCCACAACCUGCGAUCCUACCUAUUCUGUAACCCUCCUCACUAGCAUCAUGGCCACCCAGAUCUGCACCCCGACCUUCUCUGCUGGGUCUGCCAAGGGCCUCUGUGGCACCACAGGGAGCUUCUCUCGGAUAUCUUCCAUCCACUCUAUGGGCUCCUGCAGGGCCCCCAGUUUGGUUGGCACUGUGGGGCCAAUGUCCUCCUUCAGGACAGGCUUCUCUGGCCUUGGCAGCUGCUUGCCAGGCACCUACCUGUCCUCUGGAUGCCACUCCUCUGGCUUUGCUGGGAGCGGGGGCUGGUUCUGCGAGGGUGCCUUCAAUGGCAAUGAGAAGGCCACCAUGCAAGUCUUGAACGACCGACUGGCCAACUACCUGGAGAAGGUGCGGCAGCUGGAGCAGGAGAACGCACAGCUGGAGUGCCGCAUCCGGGAGUGGUACGAGUGUCAGAUCCCAUACAUCUGUCCCGACUACCAGUCCUACUUCAAGACCGCUGAGGAUCUGCAGCAGAAGAUCCUGCUGACCAAGUCUGAGAACGCCAGGCUGAUAUUACAAAUUGACAAUGCCAAGCUGGCCGCUGAUGACUUCCGGACCAAGUACGAGACGGAGUUGUCCCUGCGGCAGCUGGUGGAGGCUGACAUCAAUGGUCUACGCCGGAUCUUGGAUGAGCUGACCUUGUGUAAGGCUGACCUGGAGGCACAGGUUGAGUCCCUGAAGGAGGAGCUGCUGUGUCUCAAGAGGAACCAUGAGGAGGAAGUCAAUGCACUCCGUUCCCAGCUUGGGGACCGGCUGAAUGUGGAGGUGGAUGCUGCUCCCCCAGUGGAUCUCAACAAGAUACUGGAUGACAUGCGAUGCCAGUAUGAGACCCUGGUGGAGAAUAACCGUAGAGAUGUGGAGGCUUGGUUCAACACCCAGACGGAGGAGCUGAACCAGCAGGUGGUGUCCAGCUCAGAGCAGCUGCAGUGCUGCCAGACAGAGAUCAUCGAGCUGAGGCGCACAGUCAACGCCCUGGAGAUCGAGCUGCAGGCUCAACAGAGCAUGCGGAAUUCUCUGGAAUCUACCCUGGCUGAGACAGAGGCCCGCUAUGGCUCCCAGCUGGGCCAGAUGCAAUGUCUGAUCACCAAUGUGGAGUCCCAGCUGGCUGAGAUUCGUUGUGACCUAGAACGUCAGAACCAUGAGUAUCAGGUGUUGCUGGAUGUCAAGGCCAGGCUGGAGUCAGAGAUCGCCACCUACCGCCGCCUGCUAGACGAGGAGGACUGCAAGCUUCCUGCUCACCCUUGUUCCACGGAAUGCAAGCCUGCUGUAAGAGUUCCUUACAUCCCUUCUACAUCCUGCACCACGGCUGUACCCUGUGCCCCAACUGGGCCCUGCACCCCAGCUUCUCAAGUCAGCACCCAGGUCCGUACCAUCACUGAGGAGAUCAGGGAUGGAAGAGUCAUCUCCUCCAGGGAGCACGUGGUGCCCCGUGCAAUGUGACCUGUCACCAGUGGUGCCUAGGCCACAGGAAGGAGGACACCUUGUGGCUCUUGGCAGCUAAAUGAUCUUGCACUUCCCUAGGGCCCUCUCUGCUUAGCAGGUUUUUCUACUCAAAUUCAUCUAUUGUUUCUGGUCUUAACUGUGCUUUUUACGCUGUGCAAAACCAGGUUUCCCUUGGAAAUAUUCCCAAAUAAAGUGUUCUCUUGGCAUAGCAAAUCU